Molecule: messenger RNA, 732 nt
Organism: Ixodes scapularis (black-legged tick)
Lineage: Eukaryota; Metazoa; Arthropoda; Arachnida; Ixodida; Ixodidae
Exons: 2
Source: RefSeq, a predicted model, not a curated record
CCUCUUAUCAUUGCCCACCCUCGCGACCCUGGAAACUUCACCGGAUCCGGGGAUCAAGAUGUAGAACAAUGGAUCCACCUAUACGAAAGAAUCAGCGUCCAUAACAGGUGGGACCCAACUAUCAUGCUUGCAAACGUCAUUUUCUAUCUACAAGACACAGCCCGAACCUGGUUCCUCACCCACAAGGAAACUAUUACGUCUUGGGACAUGUGUAAGGAACAGCUACAACAUCUCUUUGGCGAUCCUACUGGUCGAAGGCUCUCCGCGAAGCGCAAGCUCGCUUCACGUGUCCAAACGUCCACAGAAUCCUACAUUACAUAUAUUCAAGAUAUUCUUUCCCUUUGUCAGAAGGCUGAUCCUGUCAUGACUAACGCUGACAAAGUAACUCACAUUCUUAAGGGUAUUGCCGACGAUGCAUUCCAGUUGAUUGUAUUUAAAGAUUGUGCCACAGUGGAUGCUGUUAUACAAGAGUGCAGGCGCUUUGAAGAGGCUAAAAAACGCCGGAUCACAGCAAACUUCACACGCCUGCCCAACACGACACCAACUUCCACCUGUGAGGAUCCGCCUAUAUCUGAGAGGCAAAUCAUCCGGAUAGUAGUGCAGCAGUUCCAGUAUCUGCUGUUCAAGCGCUGGUUCAACGAGAAAUCCACCGGCUCGUCCCUCCGGAACGACCAGACAGCCGACGUCUGCCUCCUCGUCCUCUCCACCACUUACCAUCCACCAAUUCUAUGA